This is a messenger RNA of Dothidotthia symphoricarpi CBS 119687, 1530 nucleotides long. RefSeq names its product PLC-like phosphodiesterase. Gene Ontology annotation, molecular function: glycerophosphodiester phosphodiesterase activity. The transcript has a single exon. Gene Ontology annotation, biological process: lipid metabolic process. Lineage: Eukaryota; Fungi; Ascomycota; Dothideomycetes; Pleosporales; Dothidotthiaceae. The record is from RefSeq and is a predicted model, not a curated record. The coding region runs from base 292 to 1530 and encodes 412 amino acids.
GCCUCGCUUGGUAUAGUUCUCCGCUCUCACCCUCGACAUCCGCAAGCCUCUAUGCGUUUUUAAAAGCCACCGUCGGGGUAUCUCCCCCACGUGUGAGGACUUUGUCGCGCACAUGGAUCGGAGCGACUGGAGCUCGUGCCGUGUGGCUACCUUGCGUUGAUAGAUGUCCGGAUAGAAUGCGGAGCCCUCGCAUCUUCGUGAUGUAGAUAAGAAGGCCGUAGCCGCAGGUUUAUUGUCCUGCAGAAGCAGUUUCUCCCAGUUCUCGGCCAUUGAGUUUGUGGGUUGUUUGCGAUGCGUUCUUUCAUUGCUUCAUCGGUCCUUGCUGGCCUCGCGUCCGCUGCCGUUCUCCCUCGAGGCGGCGACUAUAGCCACAAGAACAAACCCGUAAAACUCAAUGUCCAGGUGGGAGACCGGCCGUAUUUCUUGGUUAACGACAUGGACGAGGGUCCGCUGAAAGAGAAGCUUGAGAGCUGCUCGGAAGGACCAUUCAAGACAUCGGAUUUUGUGUUUGCGCAUCGUGGCGCGUCUUUAUUAUUUCCCGAGCAUACCUACCCGGCGUACAAUGCUGCGCAUCGACAAGGAGCCGGUGUCAUCGAAUGCGACGUUGCGUUCACAAAGGACAAGCAACUCGUCUGCCGCCAUGCGCAAUGCGACUUGCACACCACAACGAAUGUCCUCAAUACCACACUAGCAGACAAAUGUACCACGCCUUUUACACCGGCUGGCAAUGGCACUGAAGCUACAGCUAAGUGCUGCACUUCUGACUUCACUCUCGCAGAGUUUCAGACGCUGUGCGGCAAGCAGGACGGCUUCAACGCCAACGGGACGACUGUUGACCAGUACAUGGACGGCACACCGUAUUUCCGCACCGACUUGUACGCCAGCGGUUGCCCAAAGCUCAUGACCCUAAAUGAGUACAUUAAGGUUGUCGACGACUGGGGCCUCAAGUUCACGCCUGAGCUCAAGACGCCCGAAGUUCCCAUGCCAUAUGACGGAUACACCCAGGAGCAAUACGCACAAGACAUGAUCAAUGCAUUCAAAAACGCUGGCAUCGAUCCCAGCCGUGUAUUCCCUCAGUCGUUCCUUCCAGCCGAUAUCUUCUACUGGAUCGACAACGAGCCGGAGUUUGCCAAGCAAGCCGUGUACCUGGACGAGCGCGUCGACACAGCAGAAGGCUACGCAAAUGCUACUGCUAGCCUUCCUGCUCUCGCUGAGCGUGGUGUUAAGAUCAUGGCGCCGGCUAUGUUUGCCCUGACCAAAGUCAAUGACGAGGGUGAAAUCAUCCCAUCCGAAUAUGCCAUUGCUUGCAAGGAGAAUGGUCUGGAGAUUGUUGCUUGGAGCUUCGAUCGCUCCGGUUGGUUGCAGAUUGACGGUGGUGGCUACUACUAUCAAUACGUUGCUAACGUCACCAACAACGACGGAGAUAUGUAUACCGUGCUGGAUGUUCUGGCUCAGCAGGUUGGCAUCAAGGCUUUGUUCUCGGAUUGGCCGGCUUCCGUCACGUACUAUGCCAAUUGCUUCGGAUUGUAA